AUGACAGACCUCAACCCUCGCACCAAAUCCUAUGAGUUUCUCGGGCCUCCUGGGGCCCUUGCCGUGACCAUAGGCGUUCCCAUCAUGACCUAUGCCCUCUACUUCUCUUGCAGCGAGGUUUCAGGCGGUUGCCCUCCCACUCCCCUCUCUACCUUGAUCCCUACCAUUCAACAGGCCGUCUCUGAUACAGAGUGGUGGAAAAGCCUUUUGGAUACCAAGGCUCUCGCAAUCUACUCGUCUUGGUACGCGUUUUGUAUUGUGGCAUGGGCUAUUCUCCCAGGCGACUGGGUUCAGGGAUCUCAGCUUCGCAAUGGGAAAUAUCAAAGUUACAAGAUAAACGCAUUCUCUACGUCCCUCCUCGCUCUCGGUCUCGCCACAGGAUACAUCAUGCGUUUUGGAGUCCAGUCUUUCACCUUCUUCUACGAACAUUGGGUAGGAUUCGUGACAGCCGCCUUGCUCAACUCCAUCCUUCAAGGCUUGCUCUGGUAUGGACUUUCAUUCUGCCAAGGAAAGCUACUUGCUCUCGGUGGCAAUUCCGGGAAUCCCAUCUAUGAUUUCUAUAUCGGUCGCGAGCUGAAUCCGACCGUACUUGGUUUGGAUAUCAAGUCUUUCAACGAACUGAGGCCAGGGAUGAUCUUGUGGUUAUUGAUUGAUAUCAGCAUGGCCUGCGAGCAGGCCACUCGUCUCGGAGGACGUAUCACCGACUCGAUGGGUCUCGUACUCUUCUUCCAGUCUUUGUAUAUCAUGGAUGCUUUGUACAACGAGCCCGCGAUCCUUACGACCAUGGAUAUCAUCUCCGAUGGGUUUGGCUUCAUGCUCUCUGUCGGUGACCUGGUUUGGGUUCCCUUUGUUUACUCACUCCAGGCACGCUACCUUGCUUUCCAUCCGAAAGAUCUUGGAUAUACAUGGAGUGCUGCCAUUUUGGCUGUCAAUUUCCUCGGCUACUGGAUCUUCAGAAGCGCGAACAACGAGAAAAAUGAAUUCCGCAACGGACGGAACCCCAAGAAUCUCACGUACAUGCCCACCGAGCGUGGCACGAAGCUUUUGACUUCCGGUUGGUGGGGAGCUUCUCGCCACCCAAAUUAUAUGGGUGACCUGUUGAUGGCGUUGGCGUGGUCCUUGCCCACCGGCUUCGAGACCCCUGUCACCUACUUCUACGUUGUUUACUUUGCUGUCCUCCUGAUCCACCGACAGCGACGUGAUGACGAAAACUGUGAGAAAAAGUACGGCAAAGACUGGCACAAGUACAUGAAGCUGGUUCCCUACCGCAUCAUCCCGUUCAUCUACUGA
This is a messenger RNA of Heterobasidion irregulare TC 32-1, 1290 nucleotides long. RefSeq lists its product as uncharacterized. Gene Ontology annotation, biological process: ergosterol biosynthetic process. NCBI's taxonomy places the organism in Eukaryota, Fungi, Basidiomycota, Agaricomycetes, Russulales, Bondarzewiaceae. The record is from RefSeq and is a predicted model, not a curated record. The coding region runs from base 1 to 1290 and encodes 429 amino acids. The transcript is spliced from 7 exons. Gene Ontology annotation, molecular function: Delta14-sterol reductase activity. Gene Ontology annotation, cellular component: endoplasmic reticulum membrane.